CAAGCUUCCUUCGCUGGCUGUAGGCGGGCUUCCGAGGGGUGUCUGGUUGUCCAUUGUUUCACGAGUCUGGGAUUUUCGAGGGCUUUUAGCGGAGCUUGGAUUCAAUGGCAGCAGCUGUCGUAGGCGCAGGCACAAUGAGCCCAGCGAUGGAGGCGCUCUCUUGCACUAGCCUGUCUUGGUCGGUUGCGCCUGCCUCGAAGGCGUCGUUGUUCGUGGGCAAUGUCGGCGGGAAGAAGCUCGUCGCGUUGCGGAGCCGGAAUAGCGCGGCGCGUGUUGCGAGGAGGACCUUGAAGGGAGUGAAGGCGUCGGGCGGGAACUCGACGAACACGGCAGCCCCGGUGGAGACUCCUGCUUCAGGUGAGGCAGAGAUUCCAAUCGAGAAGAGAUACCCCGCAUUCCCCGCCGUGUUGGAUAUUAAUCAGAUCAUGGAUAUCCUGCCGCACAGGUUUCCAUUCCUGUUGGUGGACAGAGUAAUUGAAUACAAUCCCGGGGAGUCAGUUGUCGCCAUUAAGAACGUGACUAUCAAUGACAAUUUCUUCCCUGGUCACUUCCCCCAGCGACCUAUCAUGCCUGGUGUGCUCAUGCUUGAGGCUAUGGCGCAGGCAGCAGGCAUUAUGAUGCUGCAGCCGGAAGUUGGAGGUUCGAAGGAGUCGUUCUUUUUUGCCGGAGUGGAUAAAGUGCGAUUCCGGAAACCAGUUAUUGCAGGCGAUACCCUGCUGAUGAAGAUGAAGCUCACUAAGCUGAACAAGAGGUUCGGAGUUGCGAAGAUGGAUGGGCAAGCCUACGUAGGUGGAGACUUGGUGUGUGAAGGGGAAUUUAUGAUGGCUCUAGGUAAGUCUGAUUAGGCAAUAGGACAGUAUGAAUUAGAUGCUCUAGAUAAGAUAAGGUUCCAGCAAAUGCUGCAAGAUUAGCGAGGAAAUUCUUUCAUAGUAAAAAUUCUACCGGCAGGAAGGGAAUCGAAGGCUACAUGAAUUCUUGUGUUCAGAAUGUUGCUUGUACUUCACCGAUUCAAGAUGGCCAAGCUGGUCGGAGAACUUCUGUGAAUAAUGGUUUGAGCCUCGGUAGGGCAAAGGUUUCACUUCUCUCGUGCAAUGAAAUCAUUCUUUUUUGUCUGA
Physcomitrium patens is the source of this 1115-nucleotide messenger RNA. RefSeq lists its product as uncharacterized. Gene Ontology annotation, molecular function: hydro-lyase activity. NCBI's taxonomy places the organism in Eukaryota, Viridiplantae, Streptophyta, Bryopsida, Funariales, Funariaceae. The record is from RefSeq and is a predicted model, not a curated record. Gene Ontology annotation, biological process: fatty acid biosynthetic process.